AUGAAGUUCCAAAUGCCGCGCCCAUCAGGCGGAAGCCUAGGACGCACGAAGAACUACCUGCAUUUCACUCAGGCCUUCAUUAUCUUCAUUGCGUGGGCACUUACUAUCGCAAUCUGGACUAAGGGCGAUGGUAUCGACGGGCGCACGGGGUGGUAUUGGGCGCUGUGUUGGCUCAGUAUCCCCGGCCUUGUCUACCUAGUCGCGGUUCCGAUGUGGCCGCGCGCCCGCCGCUUCGGAAACGUUUACGCCUUUGCCUGUGUCGAUGUCCUCUACGCUAUUCUCUGGGCUAGUGCUUGGAUUUGUGUUGCGUCCUAUGUUGCUGUUGGCAAGUCGAAGGGAUCGUCUUCAUCUGAUAGCAGCAGCAAGGAUUCAAAGUCCACAACGAAGAGGGCUACCGAUACUGACAAGAGUUCUUCCAAGUCUGGCUGUGAUAACUGGGCUUACGGAUCCGCUGCUAAGUGUAAGCUGAGCGAAGCGACCACCAUUAUCGGUGUUUUUAUCUUUAUCCUAUUCGCAAUCACCGCGUGGAUGUCCUUCCGCAACGUCAUGCACUUCCGCCGCACAGGAACCCUCCCGGACGCAGUCUCAGACCCAACUUUCGCAGCCCAGAGCAAGGCUGCCUUCUCCUCGAACCCAGCCCACGACUUCGAAGAAGACGAGGAUGACUUCCGCUCUGGUCGGGGUGGUGGCGUGGCUGCCUCCUCCCGCGGUGAUCAGGAUGAGGAUUAUGCCCUGCUCCAGCAGAGCGAGGUCGACGACCUGGGCAACGCACACGGCCGGUCCGCGAUGCAAGGCUCAUAUGACCCCACGGCUCCGGCGCCUGGCGGCGUUCUACAUGAUUACAACGCGAGCACUGGCUAUGGUGGCGCUCAUGGACAGCACUACACAGCACCCGGUGAUCAGUUUGCGCCCACUGAGUUCGGAGGCUCGACUGAAUACGGCGGAUCCUCUCUUGGCUAUGGCGGCUCUUCUGUCAGUGGGUAUGGGCGUUGA
Messenger RNA from Penicillium nucicola, 993 nucleotides. RefSeq lists its product as uncharacterized. Lineage: Eukaryota; Fungi; Ascomycota; Eurotiomycetes; Eurotiales; Aspergillaceae. The transcript has 3 exons. The record is from RefSeq and is a predicted model, not a curated record. Bases 1 to 993 code for a protein of 330 amino acids.